AUGAAUUGUUUGGAAUGAAACGUGGAAGCGUGCCUCACCAAACGAGGAGAACCAGCUUCGGUUCUCCAGCUUUGUGUUGAGCAACAGUAUUGCCAAACAACUAAAAUUCAAGGUUCUAAUUUGGCAGAUUUUCUCCAGUGCCUAAUUGGAGCCGGACCCAGAGCCGAUCACUGAGCCAAAACUGUAAACUGAACUGCAGGACCGGGCCCGGAGCGUGGCGCUGACAGGAAUGGCACGGAACCACAGCACAGAUGAGACAGUGCAAGUGUGACUCCAGACCCAGGAGGAUGAGCAGUGGUCCCCCGAGGACUGCUUCCUCCUAGCUGACGGAUGGAAGGAGGCAGCCCCUGCGAGCCUCCCUGUUGGGCUGCUGACCCAGAGAGCGGUGUUGGUCACACCAGGCGUGAGCCCACGUCCCCUGCCAGAGACGAUCACAGCCGCGUCCAGGGGGUCAUCUUUUCUUCCUCACCGAUUUUAGACUUGAGUCAAAGAGGUCUUCACCACUUAGGAGAGAUCUUUAACAUCCCCAGCCUCAAACAAUUGCAUCUUCAAGGAAAUGCCCUCAGCACGAUUCCUAGAGACUUCUUCCAGCUGCUGCCAAACCUCACUUGGCUAGACCUCCGCCACAAUCGAGUCACAGCGCUUCCGCCCGGGAUUGGCCGUCACCGGCAUCUGAAAACUUUGCUUUUAGAAAGAAAUCCUAUCAAAAUGUUACCUGUGGAGCUGGGAAGCGUGGCCACCCUGAGAGCACUGAACCUGAGACACUGCCCUCUGGAGUUCCCCCCGCCCCUGAUUGUGCAGAAGGGGCUGGGGGCCAUCCUGACCUUCCUGCGGAUCUGCGCGGCCGAGCACGCGUCCCCUCAGGGUUCGGCUCCUCGAGCGUCCCCAGUGACAGAGACGACCAGAGGUGAACCGUCGCCUCCCCUGGCGGCUGUGUCCCAAGAGCGUGUGCCUAACAGAGGACCCGCCGCUUCCCAGGCGCCGGUGGGAAGCGGGCGCCCAGCAGAGGCAGACUUGCUCCCCUCUGUUGAAAAGCUGGGCCUGAGUGAGCUGGGACGGUCCGCCGACUCGUUGGAAGACUGGCCGAGCGAGGAGGAAAUCCAGCGUUUCUGGAAGCUGCGGCAGGAGAUCGUGGAGAACGAGCAGGCGGGGGUUCGGGAGAACCAGCUGCUGCCCGUGGAGCUGCCCCCAAACCUCAAGGCCGCGCUGAGCGCCAAGGAGAAGCCACGCCCUGACCCGAGACCCGCGUUCAGGGGGAAGAGGCCCUCCUUCAAGAGCGUCCUGCCCGACCUCGCCGCCUUGCGCCAGGCCCUGGUGCACGUCUGCCGGCUGGAGCAGAGCCGGGACGCGGCCCUCCGGGAGCUGCGGGAGAAGCAGGUGCAGACGGAGCAGCGCAGGAGGGACCGGAGAGCGCUGCAGGAGUGGAGGGAGCAGACCCGGGUGAUGAAGAGUAGGAGGAGGGAGCUCAGCAGGUUCCCGCCCCUGCAGAGGAACCUGGUGACAUCAAAAAUUCCCUUUGCCACGGAUCUGAUGCAGAAUGAGAAACCCGUGAAUUCACCUGGAAAAAUGAGACAAAGCAGAGAGAGAUCACUGCACGCAAAUCAAGGAAUGCGAUCUGUUCAUGGGAGUGAGCUCAUUCUUGGACACCCAAAACCCUACCUCCUGGGGCUUCUGGACAUCCACGUCUCAGCCCACUGCUCAGAGUGUAGACUCAGAAGUCUCUCCGGCGUCAUGAACAACUCUGUGCUCACAGACCUGGUGCCCUACACGAAAUGGACCAAUUCCUUGAAAGACGCUACCUGCCAAAGCUCACACGAGGAGAAACGGACAAUCUGAAUAGACGGAUGUGUGUUAAAGAAAUUGAGUCAGUAACUAAUAACUUCCCAGCAGGUUCGCUGGUGAAGUCUACCAGAUAAUUAAGGGAGUGAUCAUAUGAACUCUCCUAAGUCUCUCCCGAAAAUAGAAGCAGAGGGAACACUUGGUGGCUCAUCCUGUGAGGCCAGCAUCACCGUGAUACCAUAGCCCAGGGCGUUACACGAGAGGAAGACUCCAGAGCAGCCUCUCUCACGAACACAGAUGCGGAAGUCCUCAACAAAAUACGAGCAGAUCAAAUCCAACAACGUAUGGAAAGAAUUAUGCACAACAAGCAAGUGGAAUUUAUCCCAGGCAAGCAAGGCUGGCUCGCACUUGAAAACCAGUUUAAUAAAGCAUUACAUCAACAGGCUGAAGAAGAGCAACUGUGCGGCUGUAUCAGUAGAGGAAGGAAGAGCAGUUAUCAAAGCCCGAGACAAAAGCUGUCAGCAAACCAGGGACAGCGAGGUGCCUCCUCAGCCUGAAGAGCGUCCGCAGAGACUCACACUAACGUCGCACUGAGUGGUGAGAGGCCAGAAGCUUUUCUGUAAGGUCAGGUGCGAGAGGAGGAGUCCACUCCCACUGCUGCUCCUCAGCAUCGUGCUGGACAUCUUGGCUGACGCAACAAGAAAGGGAAAGUAAAUACAAAUCAAGAAGAUGGAGAUACAGCUUUGUUUUAAAUGACACGAUUGUCUGUAUAGAAAGUCCCAACAAAUCGACCAAAAAAAAAUCCUGGAACUGAUAAGCAGUUGCAGAAGGCAGCAAGACACAGGGUUCACCUGGAGAGGUCCAUCACCUCCCACGUGCCAGCGAUGGACAGGUGGCAUGUCAGCACUGAAAAAACGGU
This is a messenger RNA of Vicugna pacos (alpaca), 2698 nucleotides long. Lineage: Eukaryota; Metazoa; Chordata; Mammalia; Artiodactyla; Camelidae. The record is from RefSeq and is a predicted model, not a curated record.